Messenger RNA from Suillus subalutaceus, 2174 nucleotides. RefSeq lists its product as uncharacterized. The transcript has 6 exons. The coding region runs from base 217 to 1971 and encodes 584 amino acids. The record is from RefSeq and is a predicted model, not a curated record. NCBI's taxonomy places the organism in Eukaryota, Fungi, Basidiomycota, Agaricomycetes, Boletales, Suillaceae.
GUGGACCACAAGAGCUGCCUAUGCACAGGCAAAUGUCAUUUGAUGACUGGAUUUGGAAAUUUAUGCUAGUACUGAUCAGCCUAUCGAUAUAUCAUGACACACUAGCUAGCGCUCCACAGCGCUACCUCUCAUGAUGCAGCACGUGGUUUUUUCAGCUGACUAUAUUGCUCACAACUGACUUGGUUGUGGCACAUUGACAGCCCAGUUGUUAUCUUGAUGCCUCUCACUACUGUUAUGACUCUCCCGGCCAUGUAUUCUAAGCUCCCUAUGACCCCUGGAUCCAAGGGUUGGCUCCCAAAAUCACCUUCCAAUACUACUACCCUAAUCGCCUCUCCGGCGAGAUGUGUACCACUUCAAGCUGAACAACUUCAGAAACCAGCAGAAUCUACUAUCACACUCCCAACAGACAGGCAACUUCCGGACAAGCAAGUACUUGCACACCUCAAAGCAGCAAUACAAGCAAGACUCGACCUCACAGAUGAUAAUCAAGCCAGCUUAAGCUUAGAGCAUUGUGCAAUUAUUCUUGAAGCUCUUCAAAACCCACAAUCAAACACGAUCGUCAUUGUCGGUAUCACACCUGCAGAGUACGCAGCAGUAUUAGCGUUUACAUCUGAAGAGAAAGCCUUUGAAGUUCGAGCAAAAUUCGCCUAUUUCGAGAACACGCAAGAACUUCAGAUCAUGCCCCCCCUCCCUGUCCAUGAACAACCAGCUGCCCACCUUUCCAAGGCCAUUAACAAAUUCACGGAUGCUCUUCCAUACGACAAACUCUUGGUCGACGUGACCGUGCACCUCAACCACCGGAUCCAAAACAAAGACACAACGAAUAUCCCAGAUUUACACCUCGCCGUCACAACUCAGCCGCCAGAGGACGACGGUGCGGACGAAAUUGAGAUUCCGAAGCCUGUCUCGAAAUGGGUCGGGGAGUGUGGACUUUCGUCAGACCAUGACUUCAUGGUGCGGAAACUGAGAGUCACGUGCGACGGCCAUCGUGACAUUGAUCUUGCUCUGAUCAUGUCCUUCAAAGAGCGGUUUGGAUGGCAACAGCCCAAGAAGACGAGUAUCGCCGCUCAAACUCUUCGUACGGUUCCCGUAUUGGAAUACGAAGAAUUCGUCCCUGCACGCAUAAAGAAGAAUCUGAAGUUUGGUCCGGUCACCAUCCACUCUCAUGUGUGGAUCGACAUCAGCGAGAUUCGAUACAGCGUAUUCAGACGUGGCGCGGAUGGCCACUUUAAUUUUAACAGCAAGAAUCCAGACACGUUUGCAGAGGGGACCCUUUACCCCACGGUACAUAUGUCCGACGUCGAACGCAUGUUGAGGGAUGGCGCAAACGCGUUGAAGGAGUACAUUGUUUCCUUGAUGCAAGGGAUGAGUUUAGAGGCGUCUGCAAUCCAGCUUGUGCGCGAAUCCAAUCCCAUUUUCGAGCCCGUUUGGGGGGCUGCUAUCAAUCAAAUAUCUUCUGCCAUAUAUCUUACAGCUUACUGCCGUUACUUGGAUUGGCGCAACCACAAGUACAGCAAACGUAAGAUCUCGCAGACUGCUCAAUCCUCAAGCACCGGUGAUCAAACUACUGCCUCCAUCUCGUCUGUUCCUACAUUGGCCUCCUCGUCUAAUCCUACAUUAGCCUCGUCUGAUCCGACAGUCUGUUCCUCUGCUGGGCUCUCGCUUGAUAUGCAACCCGAGCCCUUGGCAAAGAAGGCCAAGACCAAAGCUGCUGAGGAGCCAAGGCGAAGCCGAAGACGAAGAAGACGGAGACAAACAGAAAGGGGAAGGGGAAGUCGGGACUCUAGGCUGGAGCUGUAUAUCAUCGAGGAUUGCAGUACUAGUAGCCUGCUAUGCAAUCGCCAUCGUUCUCGCUUACAUGCUGUCAUGGCCACUCUCAAUAUACCCGCCAAUAUCUGUGUACUUGUAGGUUCUUUCGCAUCAGACUAUAGUAGUAUUACUACUAGUGCUCAUUGUAUCGCUUACGUUUGAAUAUCACAUCACGGUUGACUUAGAGUUGUCAAUCACCAGUGCCCGUGACGACAACUUCCUGAUGCCGGCGGCAGGAGGUUUGAUGGAUGGAUAGCCUGUGGUGGAUACGAGGGCCGCUUGGCAAUCCAUAAGCCUGGUUUUAAAAGUAUGAUGAUAUUGCCGGUGAACUGGAGUAGUACUAGCAAAAGAAGGAUGAAUGGGAG